Spirodela intermedia is the source of this 1371-nucleotide messenger RNA. The record is from the annotation of a GenBank genome assembly. NCBI's taxonomy places the organism in Eukaryota, Viridiplantae, Streptophyta, Magnoliopsida, Alismatales, Araceae.
AUGCGUCUGUCGGUCACCGCCUCCGCUCCGCCGUCCCCGGUGAUCCCCGGCGGCGCCGCCAAGAGAUCUCCCCCCCUCUCCUUCGGCUCCAUUCCAAGGAUCCCCCGGAGGCUCCUCCCUCCGCAACAUGCCCUCUCUUCCUCUGCCUGCCUCCGCCAUAUCCCGCCGCCGCCGCACCACGAACAGCUCCAGAGUAAGGGAGGUGAGAGAAGGGGCAGAGGAGGACGAGGACAAAGACUGACCUGUGCGGCCCUCGCGGGGGCGGAGUUCCUGGGCGGGCUCGAGAGCUUCCAAUCGGUGGCGGAGGCCGCCGCCGUGCUGGCGGCGAUCGUCGUCGUCCACGAGGCCGGUCACUUCCUCGCCGCCGUCCUACAGGGGAUUCACGUCAGCAAGUUUGCCGUCGGCUUCGGCCCCGCCGUCGCUAGCUUCACCGCCGGCAACGUCGAGUACUCCCUCCGCGCCUUCCCCCUCGGCGGCUUCGUCGCCUUCCCCGACGACGACCCUGCCAGCGACAUCCCCGCCGACGACCCCGAUCUCCUCCGCAAUCGCCCCCUCCUCGACCGCCUGCUCGUCAUCUCCGCCGGCGUCGUCGCCAACGCCGCCUUCGCCUACCUCAUCAUCUUCUCCCAGGUCAUCUCCGUCGGGCUCCCUGUCCAGGAGCCGCUCCCAGGGGUGCGCAUCCCCGAGGUUCGCCUCCAUUCGGCCGCCGAGCGGGGCGGCGUCCUCGCCGGCGACAUCAUCCUCUCCGCCAACGGCCUGUCCUCCCCCUCUGUCUCCGAUCUGGUGGAGAUCAUCAAAAGAAGCCCUAACACGAAGGUGACCUUCGAGCUGGAGAGGGCCGGGAAGCAGGGCCCCCUGGUGGUUGGUGUCGUCCCCGACGAGAGCUCCGACGGAUCUGGGAGGAUCGGAGUGCAGUUGUCCCCGAAUUUCAGAGUCUUCAAGCUCAGGGCGAGGGAUCUGACGGAGGCGAUCCGAUUCACCGGGAAGGAAUACUGGGGGCUCACCUCCACGGUCCUCGAGGGGCUGAAGCAGACCUUCCUCAAUUUCUCCCAGACGGCGGAGAAGGUCUCAGGUCCGGUGGCGAUCAUCGCGGUGGGGGCGGAGGUGGCGAGAUCCAAUUCAGAUGGACUCUUCCAGUUUGCCGCCGUCAUCAACCUCAACCUCGCCGUCAUCAACCUUCUGCCAUUGCCAGCCCUCGACGGAGGCUCUCUGGCUUUGCUUCUAGUGGAGGCGGUCAGAGGGGGGAGGAAGAUCCCCAAGGAGGUCGAGCAGCAGAUCAUGACGUCCGGAAUCACAGUCGUCUUCUUCCUCGGCCUGUUCCUGAUCGUCCGGGACACUCUUAACCUCGAUUUCGUCAAACAACUCUUGUGA